Physeter macrocephalus (sperm whale) is the source of this 2901-nucleotide messenger RNA. It is a transcript of the gene PLCD1, whose product is annotated as phospholipase C delta 1. The record is from RefSeq and is a predicted model, not a curated record. Gene Ontology annotation, biological process: release of sequestered calcium ion into cytosol; phosphatidylinositol-mediated signaling; lipid metabolic process. Lineage: Eukaryota; Metazoa; Chordata; Mammalia; Artiodactyla; Physeteridae. The transcript is spliced from 16 exons. The coding region runs from base 172 to 2625 and encodes 817 amino acids. Gene Ontology annotation, molecular function: phosphatidylinositol-4,5-bisphosphate phospholipase C activity; calcium ion binding.
GGGCGCGCGCGGGCGGGGGGCGGAGCGGAGUCCCGGGCGCACCUCCCGUGUCCUCCCUCCGCAGUCCAUUCGGGUCCCUCCCCUGCACUCCUCUCGGACCCGAGGCCGCCCGCGCUGUCGCUGCGGACGAGUGUCCCGCGGCGCCCCCCCUCGCCGCGCCGUCCGUCGGGCAUGGACUCGGGCCGGGACUUCCUGACCCUGCACGGGCCAGGGCUGCCUUCUGGACGCCACACUGUCCCGGGCCUGGCUCAGCGGGCGGCGGGGGCACUUCGGAACGUCAUGCAGUGCCUGGGGGUCAGGCGCCGAACCCGGAGCCAGAGCCGCUCCAGAGAGCUCUACCUGCAGGAGCAGAGCCUCGAGGUGGCAGCUCUCAAUGAGCAGAGGCUGGGCCUACAGGAUGACAAGGACCUACAGGCACUGCUGAAAGGCAGCCAACUCCUGAAGGUGAAGUCCAACUCAUGGCGGAGAGAACGCUUCUACAAGCUGCAGGAGGACUGCAAGACCAUCUGGCAGGAGUCCCACAAGGUCAUGCGGACCCCAGAGUCCCAGCUGUUCUCCAUCGAGGACAUUCAGGAGGUGCGGAUGGGGCACCGCUCAGAGGGCCUGGAGAAGUUUGCCCGAGACGUGCCUGAGGACCGCUGCUUCUCCAUCGUCUUCAAGGACCAGCGCAACACUCUAGACCUCAUCGCCCCAUCGCCCGCCGACGCCCAGCACUGGGUGCAGGGCCUGCGCAAGAUCGUCCAUCACUCGGCCUCCAUGGCCCAGCAGCAGAAGCUGCGGCACUGGAUUCAUUCCUGCUUGCGAAAAGCUGACAAAAACAAGGACAACAAGAUGAACUUCAAGGAGCUGCAGGACUUCCUGAAGGAGCUCAACAUCCAGGUGGAUGACAGCUAUGCCCGAAAGAUAUUCAGGGAAUGUGACCACUCUCAGACAGACUCCCUAGAGGAUGAGGAGAUCGAGACCUUCUACAAGAUACUGACCCAGAGGAAGGAGAUCGACCUCACCUUCAAGGAGGCUGCGGGCUCGGGGGAGACCCUGUCGGUGGAUCAGUUAGUGAUCUUCUUGCAGCACCAACAGCGAGAGGAGGAGGCAGGGCCUGCACUGGCCCUCUCCCUCAUUGAGCGCUACGAGCCCAGCGAGACGGCCAAGACGCAGCGGCAGAUGACCAAGGACGGCUUCCUCAUGUACCUGCUCUCGGCCGACGGCAGCGCCUUCAACCGGGCGCACCGGCGGGUCUACCAGGACAUGGGCCAGCCGCUCAGUCACUACCUGGUGUCGUCCUCUCACAACACCUACCUGCUGGAAGACCAGCUCACGGGGCCCAGCAGCACCGAAGCCUACAUCCGGGCGCUGUGCAAAGGCUGCCGCUGCCUGGAGCUCGACUGCUGGGAUGGGCCCAACCAGGAACCGGUCAUCUAUCACGGCUACACCUUCACCUCCAAGAUCCUCUUCUGCGACGUGCUCAGGGCCAUCCGGGACUACGCCUUCAAGGCGUCCCCCUACCCCGUCAUCCUGUCCCUGGAGAACCACUGCAGCCUGGAGCAGCAGCGUGUGAUGGCGCAACACCUGCACACCCUCCUGGGCCCCAUGCUGUUGGAUCGGCCACUGGACAGUGUCACCAGCAGCCUGCCUUCCCCUGAGCAACUGAAGGGGAAGAUCUUGCUGAAGGGGAAGAAGCUUGGGGGGCUUUUCCUCCCUGGAGGGGAAGGCAGCCCUGAGGCCACUGGGGUGUCAGACGAGGAUGAGGCCUCUGAGAUGGAGGACGCGGCAGUGAGGAGCCAAGUGCAGCACAAGUCCACGGAGGACAAGCUCAGACUAGCAAAGGAGCUCUCAGAUAUGGUCAUUUACUGCAAGAGCGUCCACUUUCUGGGCUUCCCCAGUCCUGGCACCCCUGGGCAGGCUUUCUAUGAGAUGGCAUCCUUCUCCGAGAACCGCGCCCUCCGACUGCUCCAAGAAUCAGGAAACAGCUUUGUCCGCCACAAUGUGAGUCACCUGAGCAGGAUCUACCCCGCCGGGUGGAGAACGGAUUCCUCCAACUACAGCCCUGUGGAGAUGUGGAAUGGGGGCUGCCAGAUUGUGGCCCUGAACUUCCAGACACCUGGGCCAGAGAUGGACAUAUACCAGGGCCGAUUCCAGGACAAUGGGGCCUGUGGGUACGUGCUGAAGCCUGCCUUCCUGCGAGACCCCAACUCCACCUUCAACUCCCGUGCCCUGGCUCAGGGGCCCUGGUGGGCUCGGAAGCGGCUCAAUGUCAGGGUCAUCUCAGGGCAGCAGCUGCCAAAAGUCAACAAGAAUAAGAAUUCAAUUGUGGACCCCAAGGUGACAGUGGAGAUCCAUGGCGUGGGCCAGGACGUGGCCAGCCACCAGACUGCUGUGGUCACCAAUAACGGUUUCAACCCAUGGUGGGACACAGAGUUUGAGUUCGAGGUGAUCGUGCCUGAGCUCGCCCUCGUGCGCUUUGUGGUGGAGGACUACGACGCCUCCUCCAAGAACGACUUCAUUGGCCAGAGCACCAUCCCCUUGAAGAGCCUCAAGCAGGGAUACCGCCACAUCCACCUCCUGUCCAAGAACGGAGACCAGCACUCGUCUGCCACCCUCUUUGUGAAGGUGGGCCUCCAGGACUAGGCUCGGGGAGUCUGGUGAGGGCUGCCCCGAGCGGACCAGGCCCUCUGUCCACAUCUGGGGGCAGGACAGGGGCUGCUCCCAACCUCUCGCUCAGAGCUGGCAGCCCCGCACUGCCUUCAGCUCCAACCUACUGUCUGUGUUGCUGCCUCUCGGGAGCCCAGGAGCUGGCCCAGUCCCUGGAGCUGUCCUCAAUUCCGUUAGGAAUGACACUGCAGCCCGCUCCAUCCUCCAGCCGGGCCCUAGGUUGAGGGUUUUUAUAAAAAUCAUAAGACUAAG